Caenorhabditis remanei is the source of this 1629-nucleotide messenger RNA. RefSeq lists its product as uncharacterized. The coding region runs from base 1 to 1629 and encodes 542 amino acids. The record is from RefSeq and is a predicted model, not a curated record. The transcript has a single exon. NCBI's taxonomy places the organism in Eukaryota, Metazoa, Nematoda, Chromadorea, Rhabditida, Rhabditidae.
AUGGCUGACAUCAUCGAGAUGGUCGAGGUUACCGGAGAAGCCGGUAUGCUUGGUCGACCAGCGUUUAUCGAGCAACAUACAAGAGAAAUGAAGGUGGAGCUGAUGGAUGAGGAGGAGGAGCAGCGGAUUCCUGUCAUCAAUCUCGAAGACGACGACGAAGAAGUAGAUUUGGAUGCGUUGAUAGCUGAUUGGGAACGUCGGGAACGUCGGAAUCCUUUUUUCAACUUUGAAGUUGACCUAGAAGCCGUUGCUCAUGGAGCAGGAGGGUUAGCGGCUAUGUUGGCUCGUCGUGAUGAGGAAGUGAGGAUUGUCAGAGAAAUACGGUAUAUUCGAGCGGCUAAUCGUGGAAUCGUUGAGGAGCGGGAAGAUGAGGAAGCUGGUGGCGACGAUGACCAUGGAGGUGUCCCUGAACCACGACCACCAAUAGCCGCCAUCCGCCCGCCAGCUCUCAAUGACAACGUCUACGUGAACAUUCCACCACCCAUGGGUCUUCAAGAACUUCUUUUUGGUCCCCACGUCGAAGCUAACGAAGCUCCAAUUGAUGAAAUAGAAGAUGACGUGGAUUCUGGAGAAGAUUCUGGAGAUGACGGAAGCGACGUUGAUGAGGAGGAUGAGUCGAUGGUUGUACACGUGGAAUCGGAAAGCGAAAAGGAUUCUGAGGAUGACGACGAUGAGGAGGAAGAGGAGGAGGAUGAGGGUGAAGCCGGCAACGUUGGAGAUCGUGUAGAAGGAGGAGAUUAUAAGUACUUCUUUCCUCCAAGAUUACCGUCCUUCCAAUUUCCAGUGGCGGAUUUUAGAAAAGAAUCGGAAACCGAAAAGGAUUCUGAGGACGACGACGAUGAGGAGGAAGAUUCUGACGGUGAAGCCGGCAACGUUGGAGAUCGUGGAGAAGGAGGAGGAUAUGAGUACUUCAUUCCUCCAAGACUACCUUCCUUCCAAUUUCCAGUGGCGGUCUCUGGAGAAGAAUCGGACGUUGAUGAGGAGGAUGAAGCGAUGGAAGAAGAUUCGGACGCUGAAGUCGAUGUGGAUUCAGAAGCGGAAGCGGAAAGAGAUGACGAAGGAGAAAAUGUUGAGGAAUCUGGUGGCGACGAUGAUCGUGAAGCAGAAUCUGACCCUGAAAAUUCUAUGAUGAUUAUCGACGCUGAGGGUUAUUACGGUCACGACGAUUCUGACGCCGACGCUGAAUCCGUCAACGGUGGAGAAGGAGGAGAAUGUGAUGGGAAUAACGAAGAAAUGAGAAUCGACGACGAGAAUCGUAUAAGACUUCCGUCCUUCCGAUAUCCAAGGUUUGUUCUUCCGGAUUCUGAAGUAUUAGCGAACGGUGAAGACGCUGGUAACGAUGUUGAUGAUUCUGAUGUAUCUACGGUUGUACUCGCGGAAUCUGAAAGCGGAGAGGAUUCUGAGGAUGACGAUGUGAUGGUCAUUGACCAAGACGAUUCUGACAUCGAGAUUAUCGAAGCGGAAGACGACGAUGACAUCAUGAUCGUCGAUGAGAUCCCACCACGACCACGACCAGUACUCAAUAUACCCUACGGACGUGUUCAACAACAUCGUCCCCGUCCCCCGGUUAUCGAUUUGGAGGAUUUCGAGGAUGAGGAUGAAGAGGAGAUCGUGGUGAUCAGAGGAUAA